AUGACGCCUGCUCUACCCACCUCACGUCUCCCUCUGAGCUCGACGACAUCGAGGCUGAACGACAUGUCCUGUACGGCCCCGGAUAUGGGUGCCUAUGGUACCCGGGCGCCAGUUGCAUCGCUGCCUGGUGUCAUCACCUUCCUCCUCAUCCACCUCCGCGACAUGCUGCCGACUGGCCGACUAUCGAUGCCAACGAGAUGCCACCCCCCCUCGAAUGCUCCGGCUGAGCCAGCAGCAUGGAGAAGGGCCAGGACAGGCAGCGACGGCUCUAUGGGAGGCCAGCCCCUGCUGCAGACGGUCUGGGAAGACGACAGCGCAGUCGGACAUCGUCCAUGGUCACAGUCGAGAACCUGGGUCAGCCAAGAAACCUUGGAGCGAGCCAGCUUCAGAAGACUCAUGCAGAGCCUGCGGUAUAUGGGAGCUGACAAGUCUCCGUUCAUCCCUCGCACCCCGGCGGCCCUGGCGGCCUUUCGUCGUGCCCAAUAUGCCGAGCAGAGAUCGCACGAGCUAUGCAUCGAGGUCGACUAUAUGACUGCUAGUAGUGAUGGUGGUGGUAGCAGUAGCAAGCGUGGCAUGGACGGUUCCGGCAGCAGCACCACCGUCGCUGCCGGUCCACGUCUCCUGGGGAGCAGGAGACUCGACGACUUCCUCUCCCCCUUCUUCGCGCAAGAGACGAGCUUCAACAGGGACCGGGAUCACCCCAGCAUCAUGGCCCGAUGGCCUGCGCUACCAGAGCUCAAAGAAGAAUGGGGGAAGGAUAAGGGUGGUGCCGCUGGACGCAGCCGCCACCUCCCUCUUCCACGUACCGACAACUUCGUCGAAGACGAGUACAACUCUGGCGACUGGGACGAAGAGACCGGCCUGCGCUACCUGCGCCCAGUCGCGUCAGAGGUGAGGGAGGAGGGUGGGAAGGAUCCGCAGUCUGACACGGCACUCCAGGUAGAACUUGACGAGUUGAGCUAUGCUCUCCAGGCGCUGCUCCUCGAUAUACAAGAUUACCGGUAUCAAGAAACCGAAGACGACACGGCUUGUACGCGUUCGAGUACCGGUAUAAUCCAUGACUAG
Messenger RNA from Geosmithia morbida, 1065 nucleotides. RefSeq lists its product as uncharacterized. The transcript is spliced from 2 exons. NCBI's taxonomy places the organism in Eukaryota, Fungi, Ascomycota, Sordariomycetes, Hypocreales, Bionectriaceae. Bases 1 to 1065 code for a protein of 354 amino acids. The record is from RefSeq and is a predicted model, not a curated record.